AUGGAUAACGAUAAUGAUGGUGAUGAUGAUAGUGAUGAUGAUGACGAUGAUGAUGAUGAUGAUGAUGAUGAUGAUGAUGAUGAUGAGAAAAGACGGUGCACACAGUGCGGAUAAGA
Enterobius vermicularis (human pinworm) is the source of this 116-nucleotide messenger RNA. The record is from the annotation of a GenBank genome assembly. NCBI's taxonomy places the organism in Eukaryota, Metazoa, Nematoda, Chromadorea, Rhabditida, Oxyuridae.